ACUGAAGAGAAAAUUCAAGUGAGGAUAUUUCGCGACGCCUGCUUUAGUUUGAAGUACCCCGGAUUCCAAACUCGUCUGGAAGAGAAUGAGAUUGUUUAUGUCGAAUUAGAAGGUAUUAAAACGCAGAUGGUUCAUGUUACCACAGUGCUUUGAAUUGCUACAAUUCUUUAUUUCCCUGUGUAUUUUUGAAGUAAGAUGAGCAACAAAGAGAAGUUUUCUGAACUUUAAUCAUCUCCUACUUUUUGCUGCAGCCAUCGAUGAUUAUCAUGUCGCUAUUCCUGAGGAGUGUUACGUGAGUGCCAACAAGAAACACGACCAUUGCCCCACACAAGGAUAUCAACUGAUCAGCGAUUAGUGAGUAAAGUAAUUGUAGAUACAAAGAUAGAAGACAAAUGCUGUUUGUUCCACACAUUGAGUCAAUUAAUGAACGGGUCGCUAUAAUAACGCAGAUCUAGAAAGUAGAAAGGAGGUUUAACAGAAUUUUUUAGCGAGUCGUCCCACAAACCUCCCACACGGCAUUUUUCUGUCUGCGCAACUAUCGCGAGUCCUGGCCUGUUUACUAACUGAAUGCCCGCAGAACAGGUUGAAUAAAUAAAUAUAUAAUAAAACACAAUAUAAAUUUCACUCACCAAAUCACAAGACAGCAAAACAAUGAAUGUCACGCACAGUUAACACAAUGAUGAAUCAUUACAUCGGUCUGAAACUGAAGGUCUUUGGUGACUCAAAACUCUCCAUCAGUAAGUCAAACAUGUCUUUUGAAAUAUUUGACCAGUUUGGCAUCCUUUCCAUCCUGCUAUUACACUAAGGAGUAUAAACUUUUACAAAGUGCCAUAAAUCCACAGCAAAACGACUUAAACGUGGUCAAGGAGGGAAAAAGCCUAAUUGGAGAUAAAUAAGUUUUUAAAAGAUUGUGUUAGCUACUGACACCUAAAUGGUUCUCUCAAUUUACAGUUGCCCGCGAGCUCUUCACUGUGACUACUUACCGACAAGCAACAAGUCCAUACGAUUUCAAUUCUCCAAUAUCCAGUUCUUUGGCCCGAAGAAACAAUUCAUAUAUCUCCAUUGCAAAAUGACAACAUGUCGGACGCCACUGGUGCCCAAGCCACACAGGUUCAACAGUGGAACACAAGCGCUACAUUGUCCGCAACGAAAGGAUAGCCACGUGACUGUGGGUCUCUUUGUGUCGUGGCCGACUAAAGCUAAGUGCAAUCAAUCGGAUCCGGGUCCGACAACCAGUAAGUGAUAUAAAGACAAAGGGUAAUGUAAAGAGGGCAUAUAUAAAGAGUGGAUUUUUCGAAUUACUUAUAGUUAAGAACCCAUUCUCAAAUUUCUUUCAAGGACCACAGAUCCACACAACCCGGGUCACCCGAAAAUUUGACUAAGACAUAUUAUUUGUACUGAGAGGCGUCCAACGAAGCAAUUUCAUCAUUAUCCUUAAACUUCAUGAGUCGGAAUUUGUUGCACCACAGAUCCACACAACGCGCAGCCCCCGAAUGGCUUACCUCAGGUUUGCCAAUCAAAUCCUUGUGUCUUGAGAUACCAACUGUAGAUGGGUUGUAUUCUGACUAUGAUUGUGGAAGUUUGGGUUGAGGAGAGGUUGGGUUGAGGUAUUUUUCUAAGUGCAUCUUUUGGAUUGAAUGUCGACAUAUCUACACAUUUUAGUAACAUUCGUUUCUUUAUAAAAAGUUCCGAGAAAGGACCGUUCAGAAAGAGGUCAGGGCUUAUCCGCCGGAAUGAUAAGUGAUCAAGGUAAGGUUUCAGUGUGUCGUUAUCCAUUAUUAUGAAAUUACCCUCAAGAAUUGACAGAUAGACUGAAAUAAGUAAUAUGGGGAAAAAAAGUGGGUGUCAAAGUAGCAGCAUCCAACUAUUUGAUUUCAGCCGUUCAAUUACAUCAAAGUUGUCAUAUUUAUUCUGACUGUCAACAAGAUAUCUUUAUUAAUUUUGCUUCGGGGUUUACUUAAGAAUUAUAGAAAAACUGAUUAAAAUGGAUGUGUUUUUUUUGUCGUUUGCUAUUGUCGUAAACUUCAUCCUUAAACACAAAAAUAAUCAUAACGAGAGCAAUGAUAUUAACAACAAUAACAGUAUGGUUUGAUCCAAAAACGUUGUCACGUGAUCCAAAACGUUGUCACGGUUCCUAAGAGACAAGGAGAAAUUCAAGUCGGAAUAUUUUCAAACAACUCUUUUUGAGUACAUCAGGGACGUAAAUCAAAUGUUUUCAAGGAGGUGGAAAUUCAAGUCGGAAUAUUUUCAAACAACUCCUUUACCAAAGAGUAUGAGUACAUCAGAUUUCCCAUUCAUUUGGACGUAAACUCAAAUGUUUUCGUCGAGGUGGAAGGUAUGAAAACGUUCCUCUAGGAAUAAUAUCGAAUUUUUUUUUUUGUUUUUGUGGUAAUAAACAAAAGCAAAACCAAAGGAAGAGAUAAAUGAAAAUUAUUAGUAACAACCAAUAAAGCUUCCUUUCAGGGCGUGGCUUCAGUGUGACGAAGCAAACAGCGGAUCUUUCUGUUUUCCAUCCGAUAAAAUUGAAGAAUACAAUUACUUCUUGCUUUCUUUUUCUAGAGUCCAUUCUAUAUGGUUUCCCUCUUAGAUUUUAGUCACACGCGUUCAGUACCACACAUUUGCAAAUGGAAAGAAAUAUAUUGUCAGUACUGUCUUUUGUCAAUAGCUAGUGUCUAAUUGGUGAUAAAAUAGCUACGUGACUCUUAACGGUGUUGUGUGUGUUACCUGUGCAAAGAAAUGACGACUUGAUCAGAAUCUAAUUAAGGUGCAGUAGAUAAACUGUUUAAUGAGGGUGUAAGUAUCAAAGAUUAGCGCGAGUUCAUGAUAUGUAUUUUUCCGUGCGCUAAUAAUCUGUCUGCUUGACAGUUAAGGCGAUAUCAAUUCUUCCUUAUUCGUGGCAGUGAGAGCAUCAAUAAACCGGCUUCUAACUCUACUCAACUUCAAUUUUCAGCAACGGAAAAGGGCCAAAUAGCUAUUCCGAAAGAAUGUCAUGUGAGUGCAUUUAAGAACUAUAACCACAAUCCGGUGCUGGAAUACGGACUCAUCGAAGAUUUGUAAGUGAGGUGACUGGACAUGGCUGGGAAGCGGAAAGGGAGGUUAUGAAAUUACUGCACUGAACUUUACUAAGAGAAGCGAAUAGCUUUACGGGUGGGAAGAGUGAACACCCUUACUGGAUGCUUUUUGAUAAUUUUAUUGUUUUAGCUGCUUUGAAUUGAAAAACAGUCAUGGUAGAUCAACCGUGAGUUUAUUUUUAUGGAUACUACAGACUCUGAAGUUAACCUAAUUAGCCAUAAUAUCGUCAUGCUCUCUGUACUCCUUACCUAUUUAUUGUUAAUUCUUCACUUGUAGAAUUGACAUUGAAUAAGAUAAUUUUCACCCGGUUACAUUCUGUUGCCCUAAGACCAUGCCACAUCAUUACAAUGUAAAAUCCCUCACCUGCCUAUAAUAAUACCCAACGGUGAAUAUCAGGAAAAUUUCUUGUUCAAAUAUCGUUUUCCUAUUAUGGAGAACGUAAGUGACAUUCGGUAUUUACUAGAGGCAAAUACAGGAAUAACAUGGUGUUCAUGACGCCUGAAAAACUGCCCCGUGUACAGUCCGUUUCCUCAUCAGUUAUCCAGCGUGAGUUGACACAGUGUUUGUUGAGUGUUUUCCUGAAACAGUUAACGCUGUGAAAACAUUAUAUUCGACAAUGGUUUUGCACGAGCAUUGCACUUGCUAACAUCCCGUUUUCGUAAAUUUUUCCUCCGUUUUCUGAUGUGUUUAACCCAAUAUUUUCUGUGCGUUGCCACAGUCUAUUAACGAAGUGAAGACGAGAUAUUCAGCUGUGGAGGUUGGAAGUGUUGAGCCGUGAGAAGCACCGAUAGGCUAAAUGCUAUUCGAUCUACAGAGGAAUCUAAAACUAAUCGUUGUAUUUCGUCAUGUAUCUAUUUUAGCUGUCCGGACAAGAAUGAACUUAGCUACCUUGAAUCAAAUGCAGUGAGCCAGGCCGUAAGAUUCAAAUUCCCCAUAAGGCAGUACUUUGGGAUUGCAGAACAAUUCCUGUUCAUCCACUUCAAGGUUACCAUAUGUCGGAGAAAGCAGCCACCGAAAAUGACAGCAAUAAACUGCAAGACGCUGGCACAGUUCUGUCCCCACCGGCGAGAGGAAACUAUUAUGACAGUGGGUCCAUUUGUGGUUUUACCAGAGGAAGUUAAACAAGAUGAAGAGAUCAGAUUAACAAAUGGUUAUUGAAGAUAAACUUUUUUACUCCUCGCCUGUCCAUGAUAAGUUAAACUUUUAUAACCAGUCUCUUUUUAUAAUGCGAGCUCAGCGUGAUAGCUUUGGGAGGAAGAAGUAACGAGGUAAAACAAGAUUUCCUCUCAUACCUCACCCCAUAGUUGCCCGCGUGCAACGUUCUUGCAUUUCUUUGCCAGCACCUAAAUUAAGAAAUAUAUAUGAUAGCCUGAGAAUCGAUGAUUAUCAAAUUCUGUAGCAGUCUCUUAAUAGUCUCUCUAGUUCCUUAGACUUAUGGAAUUUUUAAUGUUAACUUUUUUUUUCCCAAAGGCAAAAUUUACACGAAUGAAGUAGAUCAAGAUGAAGUGCGAGUCAAACUCUUUGACAGCAGCUGUUUUUCUCAAGAGUACCCCAAGUUCCCAAUUCAUUUAGGGAUGUGCAGCUAUGUUUACGUAGAAGUUGAAGGUAAGGAAAAGUUGCUCAAAAUCUGAGUAUCAAUCCGAACUGUGAAGUGCGGCAAGUCGUAAUUUCAGGGUAAUCUAGUGCUAUCAACUGAGUUGAAUACGUAAAUCGGCCACCGUAAAGCGUUUAAAGGUUUAGCCCUUCGUCAGAGCGAUUGGAGGAAUUGUGGGUUGUGUGGGUUUAUUGUAGAAAAUGGAGCUAUGCUAUUGGUGGGAAUAUGUUGACGAGAAAACAAGAAUAAAUUAGUUGAAUACAAAGCGCUCGUUGACACCGUUGGGAUUAAGAGUGCCGAUUUGGAAGAUAAACUUUUGUCAUAGAGUUUUGUGGCUUUCCGAACUGCCUAGAUAUAGGGAAAGGCCGCAAACUACUAUAUGUUGUUUAGGUAGAUUAAAGGGGCUAGCGACUGGUUUGGAUGUGUCCUUGUCAUUUCUUUCUACGUCGCGAAGGUGUUCUUGGAACCGGUCACCUCGUCGUCUUCCUGUUUCAUCAAUAUAUAACUUUUUGCAACAGGUCGUAAUUUCAGUCUAAAUGACCAGUAGCAGCUUAGGGAAGAAAUUUUUUCAGGGGAAACCUUAACAAAAACCUAUGAUAAUAAACCUCGUUGUCCUCUUUUCCGAUUUGAACCGCUGAUACUCUAAACUUAACCUGACCUCCGUUUUUACCAGGUCAUAACUUUUGUGGUUUUUUGUCCGAUUACAAUCACGUGCAGGAUUUUUUAUCCAAAGCUAGGAUGCUUUGACCGAAUGUAGUCAAUGUAGCAGUGAUUUGCUGUCACACCUUGUUCAUUGAUAGUAGAUGAUAUUGAUCAGCUAAGUCAAAAUAGACUCAUGUGAUUUACACUGAUGUUUUAUUUCAUUUUGUUUACUUUAUUCCUUUUCUUUUAGCUAACCUGGUAGAACAUGUAGUUAUUCCCAAGAAAUGCCGGUUGAGUCGCUCCAAAAACUUCACUGAUCACCUUUCCACGAAAGGCUAUACAUUACUGGACGACAGGUGAGUAUAGGGAAAGAUAUUAAGAGAAAACUGAUUCAAAUUAAUUAAUCAGAUACAGCUAGAAAUUCAAUGAGCAAACGGUGGAAACUCCGAGUGAAUGAAUGCCCCAGAAUGGUUUUUCCGGCUGGCUAUCAGACUGACUGACUAGCUAACUCAGUGACUAAAAUAAACUUGCUCGUUCGAUCGAUCAACUGACUGACUGGCUGAUUUCACAAUUGAUCGAUGAUAGAUCAAUUGAUCGAAGGAUUUAUGGGUAGAUAGAUUGAUUGAUUGAUUAAUAGAGUUAACUGAAUUCGUUUUUCAGUUGUCCGUUAGGUUUAGAGUUUGAUUAUCUACCAACACGCAACAGGGCCGUACGGUUCCGAUUUACUUUUGACCAUUUCUAUGCAUCUGCGAAGGAAUGUCUUUACCUUCAUUGUUUAAUGAUCACGUGUCAAAGGAAAGAAGUGCCCAGGAUGAUGCGCUUUAAUUGUCUGACGCAAACACAGUACUGUCCACACCACAGAGAAAAUGAAGUAACCAUGGGCCCGUUUAUGGUGUGGGCGGAAGAAUGCAACCAGGGAGAAGAGAGUCUGGACAAGAAAACUGUUAAUUCUAAUGAAUUUAAGGGUAAUUUUUUCAAUUUCUCUUUUUUCUUCUUUCUUAGCCUUAGGUUUUUUAUUAGGAUUUCUUUUGGCCCCUUGUCGUUUCAUUAUCCAAAACCGGACAUUAAUUUUCUAGUGUUUACAUGUACCUUAUGAAAACGGUCAACAUAAAUGCUCUAUAGAAAUCGCUCCUUAAGGUAAAUGUUUAUUGAAAACGGGAAAGGAAAAGCAAUGCUUUCCAAUUCUGAUUACUCCUUACACAAAACAGUGACGGGAAAGGUCUUAACGCUUCCGUUUUGAUUGUGCUGUCCAAAAACGUAUAUUGUGAUUUGUAGAGCAAAUUAAGCACCCCCAAAAAAAUUUAAAAAUUUAAAGCUGACUUUUCGAGCGUGAGCCCUUCGUUAGCCUGUCCUUGCUCUUCCAAGGGCUUAUGCUCGCAACGCCAGCUUUUGAAACAGUCCUUGCGGUGGCCAAUUUGCAUUUUCAACUCAAUUUAUCAAACCAAAUUAUGUUGUGAUACCCACACGACAGUAUCUUUGGAAACUCACACCCCCGCCUAGCUCAUAAUAUCUUUUCUGGAGCCAUUCUGUGUUCAUGAAUGAGGUCUCUAAAUGAAAAGUAAAUAAAUGGAACCAACAAUUACCCUGCAAACAAAAUUAAAUGCAUAAACUAAUUUCUGGAAACAGGAAGAAUCUCAAGCGGUUCGUUUUGUCCGCUUUUGUACAAAAAAAACGUGCUUUUCUUGAUCGUUUUUCAACAUUUUCCAUUAUGAAUCGGUGAAAAUAGAUAUUUUCCUUUUUAAGCACGUCUCAUCUUGUACCAAAGCGCAAAACAGUUUCUUGUACAUUUCGUAAAAGUAUGACGUCACAUUCCGUGGUAACGUUUCGAGAGACUGCACGUGGCCCGGCUGUGUUCAGAUCAGUUCAAUUUUCUACUGCACUGAAAGCUCAGGGAAAGAAAAGAAAAAAUGUCUUACAGUUUGAUUGUUGUGUACAUCAUAAUCGGACUUUCAAGUCUGUCAGGUAAUCUUUAAAUUGAAGGUAACUAAUGUAAAAAGUCGCGAUUGUUCUAAACCAGUCCUUGCACACAGAACUUAGGCAACGCUACAGCACUGACCGAAAUAUCUUUUGAGGGUCUAUUUGAUAACGAAGGACGCUGAGUGCCAACGAGAUCCAGUUCAGAUUUCGAGCUUAAAUAUACCAUUUAUGGCUAUAAAAUGGAACAUUUAAUAUUUUGAAUACCACGCAAAUACAGGUUGCUUUGGCACAAACACGCCAUCUUAGAAAUAUUCAGCCAUCGUGCAUCGUGACGCCGCCAAGAAAAUCUUUUGUCUUGACUUUUUGUUAGACUUAGAAAGAGUGUCAUUACGAAUCAAUCGCCAAGGACACUUAUACAAAGGAAGAACUCCGAUUACCAUUUAAUCUCCCAAAAACAGUCAAUACAACCGCGUACCGCCUCGCAAUGAAAAUUAUUUAUUUUGAAACUCAAACCUGGUCGUGGAAUCCCUGAUGUUCUGAGGUAAAUUCAUGAAUGCAAAAUUUAGAUGUAACAUUAUUACUUUUCUCAAGACGAAGGCUAAUCUCCUAAUUCAUAUGUUUUGGUGAUUUUUCUCUCUUUGAUUUAAAUUUUGAAUGAAAGCUCAAAUGCCGGGGUGAAAUUUUUUGGGUACUUGACUCUGAAAGAAAAAAACAAUUGAAAAAGUUGUGUCAGAUUAGCGUUUUGUAGUUUAGAAAAGGAAGAAAAAAAUUUUCUGUGAAAUCGAAACAGUUGAGAGAACACUAAAAAAUUCGCACCACCAUGCAGAUACUUGUGGAAGUUGUGGCACACAACUUUACCGUAACCGACCUCCCGUGAUUGACAGCUGCCAUUCUUGCAUGUUCAUUGGUCAUGCAGGAUGUUUUGGAAAAAAUUUUGAAUACAUGAAAUAAUUUUUCAAUUUCUUUCCCAUAAAUGAAGUCUAAUACUCUAUGCUAUGAAUGAACUUUACGUUCGUUGUAAUGAUUGAUGGUUUGGGCCUUCCUGCAGCAGCGGACAAAACUAGAAUUGUUCCGACAAAAUCAAAGGACAAAUUUUGUCAAGACAAAUUUUUGUUUCGUCUGUUGUAUCCACAUAAAAAAUUUCAAAGCCGUCAAAUUCUGUCAAGGCCUGAUCUGUUCAUAAGACCGGCCAACAAAGUUUGCCAUAGGAUUCCACCUUCAAUUUCCAAGAUUUGUCCUAUGUCGUUUUAAGACUUUAAAAUCCCCGAGUUUUGCAUCAAAAGACAUUUCUUGCCUUUCUAGUAAACUCAUUUCAGUUCAAUUACACGUUUGCUGUCGUAUCUUUAACGACAAAUGUUGGACAAGUUUAUCACAGUUUGUCUAGCUUUCACCCGUGAUAGAUUUUGUUGGCGGUGCAUUUGAAGAUUAAUCGGCUUCGGCCAAAAUUUGUCAAGUCGCGACAAACCAUCCGCAGUUGUAAAAUGUUGGUGAUGACAGAGAAUUUGUCAAAAUAAACAACUUUUUAGCAAGUAAAAUAAACAUCUUUUUAGCAAGUGCGGAUAGGCCCUUUCUUCGGAAAUGGCUUUACAAUCUUUAUAUAUUACUGACAUUAACCUCGAUUUUAACUGCUUUAAAGACAUUUAAAUUUUUUCCAGGCCUCCUUGUCACUACUGCUUAAGUAGUGUUCAUAACUGCGAAGAUCACUUUCAUAUUCACGUCUUUAUCCGCAGUUCAAAUAUGACUUUCAUAUAUUCACAGCCUUUUAUUUAUCACUUCACGGGUUUCUUUGGAACCAACACAGUUGGCUUGUUAGCUCAGUUGGUAGAGCACUGCACCGGUAUCGCAAAGGUCAUGGGUUCAAAUCCCGUACAGGCCUGAAUUAUUUUCAGGCCUUUUUUUCACUUCUGCUUAAGUAGUGUUCAUUACUGCGAAGAUCGCUUUCAUAUUCACAUUUUUGACUGUACAAUUGAAAUAGAUGUUUGGGGAUUAUCGUAUGUGACGACAAUUUAAACCCUUUUUCUUAGUUUCAUUUUUUCAAGAAAAAAUAGAAAAUAGCAAUACGAUAAUUUUUCUGGAUUAGAUAACUGAAAACUUCCCGUCGACUUCUUAAGACAACAAGCAAGUCAUUUUCAUCAUUAUACAAGAAAUUUCAUGUAAAAACUGUAUUCUCUCUGUUAGGAGCAAGUAGUUCAAUCUUUGGAGAAGUUCAAGUGGAAUUAUUUUCGAACUAUUCCUUCACCGAGGACGUCAAGUACACCAGAUUCCCUAUCCAUUUGGACUUGAGCUCCCUCGUCUUCGUUGAAGUAGAAGGUACGAAACUAUUCUUCAAUCAAUUGCUUUUUUGAAUAUAGAAAUGCAGCUUAGCUGGGAUAAGAUUGGUAAAUUGGUCGUAAAAUAGGCACCAGUAGUAACAACGAUGUAAAAAUAUUGUCGAAGAAUGAUCAAGAAUCUACUCAUAGUUCUUACCCAAAUGGAAGAAAAGAAUCCGGGUGUAUUUUUUUGCCUACGAUAUUUACGAUUUGGAUCACCUGUGCUGCUUUCUUGUUCUUUGGAUGACCUGAGGCUCCACUUCGGUGCAUGGAGAAGAACAGCGAGUGUUGAAUUCAGUUUCGAGAGAAAAAAGAAAGCAUUGGCUCACCAAAUCGACAUUAUGAUCAAUAUCGACUAAUACUUGUACAUCCUUUAUUUUAGCCAUCUGGCAGGAACUUGUAGCCAUUCCCAAAGAGUGUCACGUAACUGCAUACAAGAACUGCUCAGAUCACCAUCCUAACUUGGGAUAUAAACUCAUUUUUGAUUAGUAAGUGAAUUGAGUUUAUUUUUUCAUUAGAUUUUCUCCGCUGAAUGAGCAGCUGGACUGAUAAAGUUCAUAAGAUUGCCAACUAAAGCGCACUUGAUCAUACUUAUAUAAAAGGUGAUCUAAAGUUGAUUCCACACAAACAGCCAUAGCGUAGGCAAAGUUUUGAUCGGAAGCGCACAAUGUGAUUAUCUAGUGGGCCUCGACGGAAAUUAAACGGACAAACCUGCAGUUACGCUUUUAAUUCCUUCUUCUAAUGAUCCAGUGAAAAUAAGAUACAGAAUUGUUAGCAGACGAAGAAGAAUAUGUCAUUACUUACUUUCCUCGAUUCCAGUCUCCUAAGAAGAUAAGCCAUUUUGUAUGGUGUCUAGUUGUGUCGACUUCCGGCGGCUGUUUUAGCCGGGCUCGAUUACCCCCAUUCCCUCGAAUGCAGUCUUUUAUCCUCUUGAUAGUAAGGUGGUGUAAUUUCCCGAACAGCGACUGGUGAUCGAGCCGACCGUUGUUUUGAAUGCCAUCCGAGGCAGCUGCAUGUACGCGACAUCCCAUAAAAACGGCUGCGACGAAGACUGCUUCGACGCCCAUAAUUUAAUUUCAAUGGGGCGAAAUCAGAUUUCUUCAAAAGUUGACGCUGUUUGUUACUAAAUUUAAUCACAUGACACCGUCGAGGAAAACCAUAGAAGUUCCAGAUAACGUUAAGCUUUCAAUACUUUUGCCAUAAUUACCCUUUUUUAACAUAAAUUUCUAGCUGCCCUAAUGAUUUAGAAGUUGACUACCUCCGAUCACCCACGGGAAGCCGGGCUGUGCGAUUCAAGUUUCCUAUAAGGCAGUUCUUCGGGAUAGACGAACAAUUCCUUUACCUCCAUUGUAAAAUGACCACGUGCAAGAGGAAGGAGCCAGCCAUGUUAACUGCGUUUAACUGCCUGACGCAGUCUCAGUACUGUCCUCUCCGAGAAGACUUCGACGUUUCAGUGGGACCCUUCGUGGUUUGGCCAGUAGGAAUUAAACGGGAUCGGGAAAUGAGAGAAAACGGUUAG
This is a messenger RNA of Pocillopora meandrina, 11053 nucleotides long. The record is from the annotation of a GenBank genome assembly. Lineage: Eukaryota; Metazoa; Cnidaria; Anthozoa; Scleractinia; Pocilloporidae.